This is a messenger RNA of Malassezia restricta, 1380 nucleotides long. RefSeq names its product 2-phosphoxylose phosphatase. The transcript has a single exon. The coding region runs from base 1 to 1380 and encodes 459 amino acids. Gene Ontology annotation, biological process: dephosphorylation. Lineage: Eukaryota; Fungi; Basidiomycota; Malasseziomycetes; Malasseziales; Malasseziaceae. The record is from RefSeq and is a predicted model, not a curated record. Gene Ontology annotation, molecular function: phosphatase activity.
AUGAUCCGCUUGUUAUGGUGCCUGGGCCUGGCGCUCUCGUGCGUGUGGGCCGAUGCCGUGGACACGCUGUACCCUGAUCUCAAGGAUCCGGCUGUGGUGCACAAGCCCGGAUACAACGCGACUAUGAUGGGACACAGGCGCGAGACGCGCAACACGACCUCCGACGGCACGUACUCGUACUGCUCCAUGCCGCACCCUGACGUGUCGUUUUACCAGGAGCCGGGCCCCGUGCAAAACAAGAGCGUGCAUGCGAAUCUGACCAAGCUCCUGUACAUCCAGCGCCACCAGAAGCGCACUGCCUACCACCUGUUCCCGAACGGGGAGAAGGACGUGUACACGUGCUCCGACUUGCGGACGUACUCGUAUGCAGGCCCCGCGGGCGGCCCUGAUGUCGAGCCUAUGCAAGUGUAUCCACGCACCUACGUUGACUUUUUGAACCCGCUGAACCAGCAGUUCACGAACUCGACGUGCCAGUUCCCCCAGCUCACGCUCGGUGGCUACUUGGACGGCGUCCAGCACGGACAGGACCUCCGUAAGCUGUACAUGGACAAGUACAACGUCAUUCCCGGUGAGCCGGAUCACAAGCGCGUGUGGUUCCGCACGUCGACCGCGCCUCUGACGCAGCACUCGGCCGCCGGUGUGUUGCGUGGUCUCUGGAUCGGCUACCGCGAAUCCCUGCCGGUAUUUGAGCAGUCCUCGAGCGUCGAUACGCACGAGCCAUCGUGCGACAAGGUCGACGAGCUCAAGAGUGCCGCGCAAAAGACGGAUGUCUGGCAGAAGCACUUGCAAGAGACGAGCGCUCUCCGCAAGGAUCUCGAGGCGAUCCUGCGGACGAACGCGAGCGACUGGCAGAAGGACUGGGACCACUACAACGACAACUUCCAGGCACGCCUGUGCAACGGCUAUGAACUGCCAUGCUCCCUCGACGAUCCGUCCAAGUGCGUGACGCCAGAACAGGCGCGGCAGGUGUUUGUGGCUGGCGACUGGGAGUACAACUACAACUGGGUGUCGCGCGAGAACGUGACCGAGGCCAUCAAGCUGACGAGCGGUCUGUACAUCCGGGACCUGAUCGAGCAGCUCAAGGAGCUGUCGAGUGGCAAGAGCGAGCUCCAGUACGUCCACCACUUUAUGCACGACGGCGAUAUCGGGCCCCUGGCUGGCUCCCUGGGUAUCGAGUCGCUCCGCUGGCCAGGCAUGGCGUCCAACAUCGCGAUCGAGCUGUGGACGACCGAUGACAAGAAGACGUUUGUGCGCGUCCUGUACAGUGGCCACACGAUCCGCUCGCGGCACGGCAACUUGGACUGGAUGCCAUUGGACGCGUUCCUUCACAUGUGGAGCCAAUAUGUGCCCACCGACUUUGAGGCGCAAUGUCGCACGUAG